This is a messenger RNA of Phymastichus coffea, 2809 nucleotides long. RefSeq lists its product as uncharacterized. The record is from RefSeq and is a predicted model, not a curated record. Lineage: Eukaryota; Metazoa; Arthropoda; Insecta; Hymenoptera; Eulophidae. Gene Ontology annotation, molecular function: protein binding. The transcript is spliced from 11 exons. Bases 430 to 2388 code for a protein of 652 amino acids.
AGUUGCACUUGGGCUGCCGCACUGCCAGUUCCCAACGGUCGUUUCUCCGUCUCUAUUUAUGCUCUAUGUACAGUCGAACUUGGCUUGUUUCGAUCGCGCUCGCUUGUUUUUUACCGGACCAAUUGCCUUCCCGCUACGCUUGUGUUUGUUUACGCUGUGCAUCUAUAGAGUGAAGCUGUUCUCAUAUUAGCUGAAGGCCGCCUACAUACAUUCGCACCCUACCAAGCGAGUUCUCGCAAUUUUUGACUCACUCCUGCCAAUUCAGCUGCACCCUUCAUACUCGUAGGGUUCAGAGGCAAUGAAAUAAAUGUUCGCAAGGAAGCUGAACGUUUUUCAAAUAAUCAGUAAGCCGAACGCAGCAAUAGCUAAGGAAAGAAAGAAUGAGAAAGGAGAAAGGAGGAAUUGACAAGCUGCCACAAUGCAGCAGAAAUGAUGACCGAAUUCGCCAGUCAAUAUUUAUUCAAUAGGAAUGAGAAGGCACUCAGGGCAUCUAAGCAAAGUGCGAUAUUUUACUCAGCAGACAGCAUUGGCGACGAAAACGACCAAAUUUUACAAAAACUUGAGCAACGAAGUGCUUCUCUGACGGCCCUGCACGCCAGCGUCAGCUCUGCGCAGCAGCACUCCGCAUCUAGAAUGGCUCAGUUGGAAAGUUUGGAAGCUAAGAUGGCGAGUAUCGAAGUGUCUCUAUCGGCGAGCCCAAGGCGAAAGAAAGGUAGCAGCCUUUCCGGAGGCUUAAUCACCCCGUCGAGUCAUCGCAGCCGCGAGCAUUACAAGGAACUGGAUUCUCUACGAGUCGCGCUGCGGGACAAAGAGAACAUCAUUCAAACCUUGAAGGGCCAACUGUGCAACACACUGAGCAGUCGGCUGGCAUUGCGCAACGGAGCCCCCCCUCCCUUGACGGAGGCAGACAGGAAGGCCAGCGAGGAGCGUCUUCAGAGGUUGAAGCGGGACGCCGACAACAAAAGACUGACAAUAAAGAACUUGAAGCUCGCGCUGCAGCGUCUCGAUAUCACCGAUAACAUCGACGUACGAAUCCAGCAAGCAGAGCUCGAAUACAGACUGGGAAGAGAGGAACUAGAAAUGCUAACUUUGAAAGAAGAGAGCAGAACUCUGCAAACUGCUUUGGAACUGGCCGAGACUCAAGAGAAGCAAAAGAGCGACACGAUUUUCAGUUGCAUCAGUGGAUCGACGCAGCUGACCGUGCACGCGCUGGAAGUUAGCGCCGAUCCGAAAAGUCCGCGCUUUGGCGCGGGACCGCGAGAGAACGCCGCCGGUCUGUACAUAGAUUGGGCCGUCGAAGAUUCCGGCUUAUGCAAAGGAGACAGGCUCCUGGAGGUGAACGGCAAGCUGGUGGUGGGCGCGGGACGGAGCGAGCUGGCGCGGCUGCUCGCGGUGGCUCCCGACGCCGCCCAGCUGGUCGUGCUGCGCAGGAACGACUCUCUGGCCGCGCUGCGCACCCUUCGCUCGGACAACCUCCGGCUCACGCACCGCAUCGGCUACCUCGAGGAGCAAGUGCGCGACCUGCUGGCGCCCAGGACCGAGAUGUCGGCCGACCUCGAAGCUGCCUCGUCGCCCCGCCAGGACCAGCUGCAAGUGUUCCAGAAGGGGCCGCGGGUCACGGCGCUGCUGUCGAGCUCGGGCCCGGCCGCGGACGCGCGCCAGAGCCUGCCCCACGCGAAAGCGUCCGCGGAGGGGCUGCGUCCGGGCCGUGGCAGGCUCCAGCAGCAGCAGCAGCAGCAGCAGCAGCAGCAGCUGGCCAAGUCCACGGCCAGCCUGGAGCUCGGCCAGAGCGACACCGGCUACCAGGGCUACGGGCCUUCCUCGAGCGCCUCGCCGCGGCGACGCGCGCCUCGGGCCGACGAGCAGGCGCGCCACCGGGCCCGCAAGUCCCAGCAGCUACUCGCGCAGUGCCACGAGUUCGACUCGGAGCCCAGCUACUGCAGGCGUCAGGACGCGCAGUCGCGGGCGUCGCAGCACUCGGAGGCCUCGCUCACGGCCUACGGCGCGCCAGACUACGGCGGCGGCAGGAGUCGGCCGGCGCCGCCGAAGAAGCCGCUGAGGCUGUCGCUGCACCGGGCCACGAGUCUGCAGUCGGUCGAGAGCGCGCCACCCACCGUCUCCUGCUCGUCGACGAGCCACGAUCUCGCCUACAGCCCCUCGAAGAAGCCGACCAAGCGCAAUUACCGCGGUGAUCCGCCGCUGCCGUCGGCCGACUGCCAGGAGCCGGCUGACUUCGCGGAGCCGAGCUCCGCGCAGCGGCAGUCUGCGCCCCAGCCGCCGCCAAGGACGCCAUCCCGCGCCCAGUCUUGCCAGAGCGCCCUCAGGUGGUCCUCGCCCAAGCCCAAAACUUCUCACCUCCCUCAAUUUUCCCUCGAGAAGUGGUGCUGACGGUUAAAAUCCACGGCAGUUUAGUCCAAAACUGCUUGUGGAUUUCCGUUUACUGCAAAUGCUUUGUGCGUUUUUCUUGUUUAUCGAUCGAUUGCAUCUAACGCUGCACUUGACUCUACAUCGAUUUCUUGCUGGCGAUGUUACGCGCUCAUUCGCCUGCAUUUUCUACCCAGUAGCUUUGCCAUCCUUUUCUUCCACUCAAUUUUGGUAAAAGCAAACCCAUCUACGUUUCUUUUAGUUGUAUACCUUACUCGUAAGGAACGACUAUCGUCGAUACUUUGGAGUAUCUUGAUAUUUCAUUUUUGCAAUAUAUUUACACGCAUCAAAUUGCAAUUCUAGCUGUUAACUUGACCCUUUAUUUAAAACUAAAUACUGCACUUUUUAUUCGAGCAUGAAAAUUGCAAACUCUUAGCUUUGUAAA